Messenger RNA from Gossypium raimondii (Peruvian cotton), 1284 nucleotides. Its product is annotated as aspartic proteinase nepenthesin-2-like. The transcript is spliced from 2 exons. Gene Ontology annotation, cellular component: extracellular region. The record is from RefSeq and is a predicted model, not a curated record. Bases 1 to 1284 code for a protein of 427 amino acids. NCBI's taxonomy places the organism in Eukaryota, Viridiplantae, Streptophyta, Magnoliopsida, Malvales, Malvaceae.
AUGGCUCGAAUCCCCGUUUUCACCAUUGCUAUACUACUCUUCUUCAUAGCUUCUUUUCAAGCCUCUUCUGCAACUUCCAAACCUACUGGUCUAAGCAUGAAGCUCAUCCGAAGGGACUUAUUGUUCCCUGGAAACCUCACUACAUUCCAAAGAAUAAGAAGAUUGGUGCAACUUUCAGUUAGAGCUCAAAAUUUUGAUUCUUUUCCGAGUCGAAAUCAAUCAGAGGAUAAUGUCCUAGUACGUUUACCUAUAGGUCGUGUUCCUGAGAGUUAUGCAUAUGUGGUCGAGUUUAAAAUCGGAAGCCAGUUCCAUCCGGUGAAGUUGCUGAUGGAUACAGGAAGCGAAAACAAUCGGUUCAGGUGUUAUAAUAACGAAUGUGUCUACAACAUACAAUAUGGUGCUACAUCUCGGCGUAAUUCAGCUAGAACCAAAGGUGUUGCAUCUUUCGAAGCAUUCCAGUUUCCUGUUGAUACCGUCCACACUACAGUGAUUAAUGAUAUGAUAUUCGGAUGCUCCAAUGACAACCCAAAUAUUGAUUUUGCAAAUGGUCAGAUUUCGGGAAUUCUAGGAUUAAGCAGGGGACCAGAUGGACUAGCAAGCCAAUUAGCCAAGAGAGGCAUCAUUGAGAAUCGAUUCUCAUAUUGCUUAGUCCCUUUCCAUGAUGUAUUGAGGCAACUCACUAUCCUAAGGUUCGGAGAUCAUAUCCCCCUACCUGUAGGAAAUCUUCAAUAUACCGACUUCAUACUGUACCCCGGUCGCAACCAUUACUACGUUGAAUUGUUAGAUAUCAGUGUCGGAUUCCAGAAAAAGGGGUUCGAGUCAAUACCUGGAAUGUUCGAGCUUAGGCAGGAUGGCUUAGGUGGUUCACUCAUAGACUCAGGGACUGUGGUUAGCACCAUUGAUGAAAACACCAUAGGACGCAAUGCAUACAAGGAAGUGAUGGCAGAGUUUCAAGCUUAUUAUGACAAGAAAAACUUCGGAAGAAAGGUCGGCCAAGUGGAAGAAAAGUUUGAGCUAUGUUACUAUAACAAGGCUGGUUUUAGAGACUUCGUGACAAUGACCCUACAUUUCGAAGGGGGGGACUAUUUCAUAGAUGGAAAAUAUAUGCACUACUUCGCCGACGAGGAAGAGGAAGGGGAAGGGUAUUUUUGUGUGGCAUUGUUUAAAUCAUCAAAAACUAUAUUAGGAGCAUGGCAGCAACAAAACAUGCGUAUCAUUUAUGAUAUGAACGGUGGUGGAUUCCAAUGGAUUACCGAGACCUGUGCUAAUGAUCAUUUCCCAUGA